This is a messenger RNA of Glossina fuscipes, 669 nucleotides long. It is a transcript of the gene Pcd, whose product is annotated as pterin-4-alpha-carbinolamine dehydratase. Lineage: Eukaryota; Metazoa; Arthropoda; Insecta; Diptera; Glossinidae. Gene Ontology annotation, biological process: tetrahydrobiopterin biosynthetic process. The transcript has 3 exons. The record is from RefSeq and is a predicted model, not a curated record. Gene Ontology annotation, molecular function: 4-alpha-hydroxytetrahydrobiopterin dehydratase activity. Bases 55 to 621 code for a protein of 188 amino acids.
AUCAAAUUUUUGUAAACUAUUACAAUUGCUUAAACUAAUAAUUAUUAGAGAAGCAUGACUUUUAUUAAAACAUUAUUACUAUUACAACAUCAAGCCGCCAGAAGGUGCGCUUAUCAAUACUUCAAUCAAUCAGCAGCUAUAAGCAACAACAACAAAUCCCUCAAAUUACUUAGAGAUAAUGAGGCAAAUAAAAGAGAAACGCCUAAUAAGAGCACAACUCGACACGGUUGCAGAUACUACUCGAUAACAGAACAAUUUGAAACUUGUAGGGAGCAAAAGAAGCCUACAUUCCAACAGGUAGUUACUAAGAAGAAAAGAAUGCCAAAACUUAGCGAAGACCAGCGUAAGGAACUUUUGCAGCCAUUACUCAAUGCCGGCUGGAGCUUGGUGAAUGGCCGUGACGCCAUCUACAAAGAAUAUGUAUUCCGCAAUUUCAAUCAAGCUUUCAGUUUUAUGUCUGGUGUUGCUUUAUUAGCCGAAAAAAUGGAUCAUCAUCCAGAAUGGUUUAAUGUCUAUAAUAAAGUUCAAGUCACCAUGUCCAGCCAUGAUGUAGCUGGUCUUAGCGAACGCGAUAUACGAAUGGCUAAGUACAUGGAAGAGCAAGCUAAGCGUUUUGCUUAAAUGUUUUCUUAUUUAUUUUAAUAUGCAAAGAGUUUAUGUUGAAUAAAU